AUGUAUCGCAGCCUUAGCGCAUCUCUUCUGAGCGCCUUGUGGUCUCGGCUCACGCCGGAGCAGAUUCUGCUCCUGCGCAUGCUCGACAUGUGUCUUGCGACGGACGACGAGCCAGCGACCAAGGUGCAGGUGCACGCGACGGACGACCCGUCUCUCUUGCCAUUCUUUCUGUCCGAGUUUGUCGCUCUCCAUGCGACCAAGGAUGCUGGCGUGGAUGACGCGCCGCCGUCUGCAGACCGCGAGGCCAUGUGGCGCGUCAUGGAGAUCGAAGCGUCCAAGCUCAUGCUGCACAUUCUCGGAACGCUGACGACGACGUUGCCGCCGACGUCGCUCACCGACGCGGCAGUGCAAGCAGACGUUCUUGCCUUCGUGCCCGCACUCGUACACCAGAUGCACCGCGCGGCCGCGGCCCGUCCCGUGAGUGGGAAAUUGACCAACAAGCCGACCGACGAGGACGGAGACGUGGACUACUACUAUGGGUACAAGUCGGCUGGUGUACGCGUGCUUGGCAACCUUGUGCACCGCAAUCCUGCCGUCCAAGAUCUCAUGCGGUCGUGCGGCGGCAUUGAAGUGCUCUUGAACAGCUGCAACAUUGACGAGACCAACCCCAUGAUCCGGGAGUGGGCAUUGGUGGCACUGCGCCACGUCUGCGAAGGGUGUGAGGCCAACCAAGAAUAUAUCAAGGCGCUUGCGCCGCAGGGCGUCCAGUCCAACGUCGACUUGGCUCAAAUGGGCGCCAAGGCCGUCAUGACCGACGAUAAGGUUACCAUCCAGCCCUUGUAG
Molecule: messenger RNA, 783 nt
Organism: Saprolegnia parasitica CBS 223.65
Lineage: Eukaryota; Oomycota; Saprolegniomycetes; Saprolegniales; Saprolegniaceae
Exons: 5
Coding region: 1-783 (260 amino acids)
Cellular component (GO): cytosol
Source: RefSeq, a predicted model, not a curated record